Messenger RNA from Hydra vulgaris (swiftwater hydra), 4071 nucleotides. RefSeq lists its product as uncharacterized. Lineage: Eukaryota; Metazoa; Cnidaria; Hydrozoa; Anthoathecata; Hydridae. The record is from RefSeq and is a predicted model, not a curated record. Gene Ontology annotation, biological process: activation of GTPase activity. Gene Ontology annotation, molecular function: GTPase activator activity.
ACUAUAUAUGUGUCAUAACAUAUAUGUAUACAAAUGUAAACAUAGUCAAAUAUGAGCAAAAUCCUAAUCAAAAUGUAGUAGUUUAAAACAGUGUUAAAAGUCGAGAAGAAGAGCUAUGUAAAGUUGAGAAGACUUAUGUAAAAGCAACUGAUUACUGUGAAAUAAGUAACUAAAAUCUGUCUUAUUGUAAAUGCAUUUUUGAAAGACCUGAGUACCUGAGUAUACUAUUUUUUGAAACAGCAAUUGAUCAUGCUAAGUUGCUGUGCCAAAGGAUUUUUGAAGGAAGAAUUUCGUUUUAAACAUAAUGUUGGAGGAAAUGCUUGUUUUGGUUUGAUAAAAUGCUUGAAUUAUGCUUGAAUUGGUUUGAUGAAAGGCAGGAAAUUACAUUAGUAAAUGCUUCAGGGUACCAAAAGGCUGAAUCAUUUACUAAUCAGCUUCAGUUUUUUGUCUAAUGGUGUCUAAUAGUAAAGGACUGAAGUAUUAGUAAGGUACUACUAAUGCUUCAGUAAUUCGGAAUGGGCAAUAGUAAUAGAUUCCUCUAAUUAUUGCCCGGUCUUCUUACUACUAUUAGUAAAGUCUUUGAAUUUUUAAUUAACAAAAUUUUAAUAUCUCAUUUUGAGUGUAACAGCUUACUAUUUAAAAAUCAUAAUAGAUUUUGAUCUGCUUGUUCUAUUGCUGAAAUUUUUUUUUUAUGUUAAUUUGUCUCCCCAUGGCCGAAAAGACUACUACAGACGAACCACUACACCACUUAUGACUACUUAAUUGUGGUUAUAACCCUCUUUCAACUCUAUGACACCAAAACACGAACCUUGAUGAACAAGGCCACUGUGCUGAGAAAGCUGAGCGGUACUACCAGGCGGUGUAGAAGAAGUUAUAAGGAAAGAAGUUUGGGUUUUUCUUUUUGAACUCUAUCCUUUUAAUACAACAGCUAGAGAACGUGACAUAUUAGCUGUAGAAAACACUGUGCGGUAUGAAGCCAUGAAAAUACGUUGGAAAACACUUCUUAAAGGUUUAGUAAAUGAUUACGAAAGUGUUUAUUAUUGCCCAAAAUGGUUUACUGGAUGUCCUAAAAAUGCUAAUGAGUAUACUGAAACAUCAGGUAUUACGGAAGCUGUGAUUGUAAAUAGUACUGCAGAAGUUCAUGCCGAUAUAAUUGAAGAGUGUAAUCUGUCUUGCCCAAAUGACUAUAAAAAUGUGGGUCAAUUUGAGACAGAUCAUUUAAAAUCAAACUAUAUUGUUUCUAAUUGUUCUGAAACGUUUCCUUGUCCUUUAUUAUCUUCAGACAUAGUUAAAAAAGUACCAUCUACAAUGGAAGGUGCCACCACAGUUCAUGACUGUUAUGAACAAAAAAAAUCUAAUUGUAAAGAACUUUUGAAUAUCAUUGAUUGUUGUAUUGACCAAAAUGCUUGCCUUAAGCAUAACAUUUGUAGUGAAUAUAACCCUUUUAGUGAUGAUGAAAAACAUUUAAAUAUUGAAAGUAUUCAACAUGUUGAACUUUAUGAAAGUUUAAAUUCAGAAGAUAUAAGCAAAGCACUUGCUGAUGCUAUGAUUGAGUACACAGAAUCUGAUGAAAAAAAAUCUCUACUUUCUGGUUUUGAUAGCUUUGAUCUAUUAAGUGAAGAUGUUGUAUCUUCAGUAAAAACUUGUAAAGAAAGGACUAAGAAUAUAAAGACUUUUGGGGGAAAUAUAGAAACAUUUUUAAAUAAAGAUUUUGAACCAUUAAAAAAAUUGUUAAACAAUCCAGAAAGUAAAAAAUGUUUUUCUUCUCAAAUAGAGCAUAUAAACAAUACAUCAGAUGAUUUUUUGGAUACUUCUUCUUUUACUGACCCUUUUGAAGAUCCUAUGUUGCAAAAAAGUAAAAAUAUGCAAGAAUCAUUGUAUUCGAAAUCAGAAAAUUUUAAAUCCAUUGACUUGAGUGAUCUUCCUCCUCCAACAUCUUCUAAAUCUAUUGAUUUAAGUGAUCUUUCUCCUCUAACAUCUUCUAAAUCUAUUGAUUUAAGUGAUCUUUCUCCUCUAACAUCUUCUAAAUCUAUUGAUUUAAGUGAUCUUCCUCUAACAUUUUUUAAACCUAUUGAUUUAAGUGAUCUUCCUCUUCUAACAUCUACUAAUAUUAUUUCUAAUCAAAAUGUUUUAUCUAAUCAUAUUCAUAAAAAAUCAAAAAAAGAAUCAUCUGCUCCAUUUGAUGCUUAUGAUUCAGAGUAUCAUAAUAAAUCAAAUAAAAAUUAUUCAUCUGCUAUAGCUCCUUCCUAUUUUAAUGAUAAUAGUAUAUUUAAGCCCAUAAGCCCAAAAAAAGACUGCAUAAAUUCUAGUAUAGAUUGCUCUAUAAGUCCAGAAACUUCAUUCAUUUAUGAUGACAGUAUCCAUAAUGGUUCCCUUGAAAAUAACGAAAGAGAAGAUUUUUCUGGUUCAAGAGAAUCACCAAUUUUCGACAAUUCUGUUAAUGAAAUGCUUAUCAAAUAUGAAACCGAUCGAGAUGGGAUUAAGUCACCAACGGGAGAAGUUCUAGAUAAUCUUCCACCUUGGAUUGCUCAAAUGAUUAAAGCAAGCACUCCACCUCAACCGUUGACUAAGCUUAAACGAGCCAAAUCAUUAGUUAGAGCAGAAACAAGCAAUAGAAGGUACACAAGGCUAAACAGCUUUGAUUCAGCAUUACCUUAUGACAAUAAUUUACUUGGAAUUGUGGAAAAUGCAAAUAAAUAUCUUUUAGAGCAAAUGCAUCUUCAUACCGAAAAAGUAGGAGCAGUUUCAUUGUCGCAAGUUGUUGCAGAUGUGCAUUCACCAAAAGAAACUGUAAAAAAAUCUGAUACAUCAGUUUUAGAUAUAAUAGGGGCCCAAGGAAUACCUAAUCAAAAUGAUGAUUCGUUUUUAGUAGACACUCCAAAAUUUCAAUUUAUUUUAAAUAAUAAGGACUUUAAUGACAGUUUAAAUAAAUCUGUUAACUCUGAUUUAAAUUCAUGUCCGUAUUGCAAUUUUGAUCCUGCUCAUCCUCCUAAAAUUAUACUUCCUUCAUUAACAGCACUUGGAGAGGAACAGCUUAAAUUUAUAGAAAUACAAGCUCAAGUUUUUGCAGCCAGACAGCCCUAUGAUGAAAAAAUGAUAUCUGCAUCUAUCCGUGUCAUUGAUAAAGAUGUACCAAGAACAGAUAGAGAGUUGCCACUCUUUAAAGAUGACAAUAAUCCUGGCUUGGUAAAAUUAAGAGAUUCUUUGCUGACAUAUGCUUUUUUUCAUCCAGAGGUGGGGUAUGCUCAAGGAAUGAAUGACAUAAUGAGUCGUUUUCUCUUUGUAAUGGAUACAGAAGCAGAAGCUUAUUGGAUGUUUGUCAAUUAUAUGGAACAUUUUAAAAAAGAUUUUAUGGAAGAAGGAAUGUUAAGAAAAAUAUCACUCUUGGAACAACUUCUAAUGAAAAUGGACAGAGAGCUAUAUGAUGUACUUCAAUCUACAGACAUGGGUUUAAUGUUUUGUCACAGAUGGCUACUUUUGAAUUUUAAGCGUGAGUUUGAUUACAAAGAAGCCCUUCGUUUAUUUGAAAUAACCAGUAGUCGACACUUGGAAGUUUCAUCACUUGAAGCAGAAAUGGAACGUUAUAAAGAAAGAGCAAAGGAGUUUGAAAAUAACAGUGCAGGAACACAUCAAGAAGAAAUUUAUUUAUCUCCAGAAUAUCCUUUUGAUAUUUUUGUAUGCGUUGCAAUGUUGAUGGAAUGUCGUAACUUAAUCAUGGACACUGCAAAUGAUAUAUGUGCUAUUUAUCAUAUUCUCUCAAAGUUACCAACAACUCUUGAUUUAAGUAAAGUUCUUCAAAGAUCUGAAGAGCUUUUCUAUCAGUAUUGUAGAAAAACUGUUGUCGAUUGCUUUCAAGUUAUAGACGAACUUGAAAUAAAAGAUUUCAAAAGGAAUAAAUUUUCAUUUAGAUAGUUUUGUUUUACUUUCUUUCUUUUUUUUGCUGACUUUUUUGAGUUUUUGUUUUUUUAUUUAUUUUUAUCUUCUAAACUUCUUGCAACAUCUUUUUUUAUGUUUUUUUUUUAAUCUAUUUCUAUGUAUUUGUUCCUCUCAACUUAAACAAAAAAGUUUUUA